AUGAAGGCUUUUUUCCAUCGCCUUCACCUAGGCGGUGGGGCUAAGGACAAGGAUCGGGACUCUGUCAAUGCUCCAAAAGAGAAAUUUCCCCCUCUACCUUCUUGGCCCCCCCAGGAGACCCCAAGGCCCACCUCAACUGCAACGGUCCCUUCUGUAGCCUCCUUGAAGCCCCUUCCCGAGCUUGUUCCUGCCCAGCUAUCCUCCCAGCUCUCUACUCGUCCAUUGCCCCCAAUUCAUGAUCCUUCCCCCUCCCCAUCUCAUAAUCACACAUCCAAUGGCAGCGCUUCUUCUCCAAAACAAGCACCGAUCCCAUUGCAGGCAGAAGAGGCCUCUCAGGAAUCAUCUGGAACUACUUCGGAAUCAGCAGGACGGAGCUCUCGAAAAACAAAUGGCUCCGUGAGUAUCAGCGCAGCAGCAGAUGUGCAGAAGAAAGUAGCUUUCUUAUCUCCUCCUCAGACACCAGUCGAUUUCGAACGAGCCCUUCCUGAUGCACCUGCUGCUGCUGCUGCUUCGACCCCAACACCUGUACCCCUCAAAACGACGGUGUCGCGUUUCCAGGCUGUGUAUGGCAAGGAACCACGCGGCUCUAUCUCGAGUGGAGGUUCAUCUUCCAAAGUUGAUGUUGCAACUACAAGUAAACAACCUGUAAAAGCUCCUUCCGCUCGCAAUUCCUCUCCUUACAUUCAGAAACCUAUUGAAGGUUCAUCUCAGUCUCUUCGCUCUGGCACUCCCUAUUCACAAAUGUCCGCCAACACCAGCGGAAGUCGAAUUCUCGCUGCUCAGUCAUGGAGUGAGGUAACAGAAGAUGAUCUAGUUUCGAACCUCGGUAUGCGUGAGCGUACACGACAGGAAGUGUUGUUCGAAAUUAUUUCCAGUGAAGAAAGAUAUGUUCAAGAGCUCGUCAAAAUGAAAGAUACCUUUAUUGAUCCAUUACUUCACCCUUAUUCAAUGACUGCUGCUUCUGCUGCCUCCACCCCAAAUUUGGAUUACGAUUAUUACCGUUCAGAGUCGCCAUUUGAAUCCACCGACGAUCUUCCCCCCAUCGCUGCACGAUUCAUGUCUCCAACACCCUCAAUGAAUCCACCGUCCACCGUGAAUCGCCCUCAGAGCUCUGCUUCUCCCCGACCUAGAGACGCUCCUGUGAUCGAUGGGGAAUCACUGGAAACUGACGAAGAUGAUGAGGCUGGUGAUAGAGCAGGGACAUUGUACGACACUUCCAGAAGGCCAGGAACAAGUACUGACCAUCCACGUUCGCCGUAUCGCAUUACGGCAACGCGUUCUGGUGGUCGUGCGAGUGGUGUUUCGGUCCCAUUUCCUUCUCGUUCACAUAUGUCUCUCCCUCCUGCUCCCCGCAACCCAUUGUCAACCUCCACACAUUCGCUGGGUCGACAAUCACUGCUCAUUGAACGUGAGCGAGAGCGGGAACGAGAACGCGAUCGUAAAUUCAGUCAAGGUCAAUCGGAUUCACCGCAGAAAGGUAUGCUCAAGAAAUUCAGACGCAGCCAAACGGCCACAGAAGUAGUUCUUGGAAACACAAUCGCUCCACAUCAACUUCCAGAAGAUCUACGUAUUUGUCUAGAAGUGAUUGAUAGCGGUGUGUUUGAUGGCCAUAAGCGAUUGUCAGAAGCUCUUAAAAAGCGUUAUGAUGAUCAGUUCCCGCUAGUGCGGUCACUUGCAGAUGUUUUCGUGUCAAAUUCGGACAUUUUCCAUGGUUAUGCCACAUAUGUCCUUCACUUGGAGCGCGCCCUUGAACAAGUCGAUGCUGCUCUUUCAAAUGUUUCUACGAAGAAACCCAAGAAACAGGAUGUUGGAGAAUGGCAAAAAGUUUGCAAGUUUCUCCAAAAAUUAGAGGAGAACGCAUCCGAUAAAGGCGAGACGGGUUUGGCCAUCACCUUGUCUAAACCCUUCCAAAGGUUGCUGAAAUACCCACUGUUGUUCCAAAAUCUGCUCUUUCAUACGGAUCCCAGUACGUUUGAGUACGAGAGUACUUUACAGAUGGUUGCGGAAGUGGAAAAUAUCGUCAGGAGUAUUGAGGACGAGAAAAUUCAAAAGGAAGAGCGUGAUAAGACAAGAGAUGUCUUUGCCCGCAUUGAAGGGUUGGACAAAGUUCGACAAGUUGCAUUGCCUAAGCCUUCGCGUGUCCUGCUGGAAGAGAGGUCGUGUUCGCUUGGUCUUGGUCCCGUCAACGUUAACCCAAAGCCAGCAUCGCCGCCACCUAUUAAUAACGGGAAAGCAAUCAGAGGGAAAUCGUCUUUCAAACGCCUUAGUGACGUUCUUUCGUCCAACGGUGUGGGCGGCAAGAAAGACCUUUGGUUUGUCAUUUUCAACGAUGUUGUAUUACAAUGUCAGCGCAUAGGCACAACAUCGUUACCGCUAGUUGCAUCAACCAAUUCGCGCACAAAUUCAUUGCCAGAGUUCCAAGGAAAGGCAAAGUAUGCUACCACUGGCCGCCGCAACUCAGCAACUAAACCCCGUAAUAUGUAUAAAUUUAUUAAGAUUGAAACUUGGGAUAUUGGAAAUGUCUUGCAACCUCGCGAAGGUGUGGUUGCAAUGGAAGACAUGGCUAAAUCUCGAGCCCAAGCUUUAUCUAGUCAACCUAGGAUUGUGCCCUUACCGGAUGAUGACGAAAAUAACGACGAUGACUCCGAUGACUCUGACAAGAAGAGCAAAAUGAGUUUCUCGUAUUGGGGAGCAGACAAAGUAACGGUUCAAAAACCUGUGUUGAAAGGGCGGGCAGGAGUAAAUCCACGAAGAGGUGGCGGGGUAGCUUCGUAUGGCAGAGAAUCAUCCGCAAAUGCCAAGUUUGGGACACGACUGGUAUCGGAUGGCUCCUCACAUAAUCCCCGCCCACCGUCGAGCCGCAGAACCACAACAACGCCGACACCACGCCGGCCACCACCACCUUCUGAUGAAGGGCCUAAUUAUGCCCGAGCAACUAUCACACGACCUGCUUGGGAUACUAGCACCCGAACUCCUAUUCCUAAUCCCACUACUAAACGUACCCGCAAUCCUUCGCAAGUAAGCCCGGCCACGAGAACCCCUAUCGCCUCGCCUAAAAAUCCAGUUGCAUCCCCUGCCCCAUCCGAAGAUUCUGGUGUUGGCUUGUACCGACAGAUGCUCGCUAAGGAUCCCUCUUUCAAUGAUACCUCCUGA
Messenger RNA from Psilocybe cubensis, 3153 nucleotides. RefSeq lists its product as uncharacterized. The transcript is spliced from 5 exons. NCBI's taxonomy places the organism in Eukaryota, Fungi, Basidiomycota, Agaricomycetes, Agaricales, Agrocybaceae. Bases 1 to 3153 code for a protein of 1050 amino acids. Gene Ontology annotation, biological process: positive regulation of Rho protein signal transduction. Gene Ontology annotation, molecular function: guanyl-nucleotide exchange factor activity. The record is from RefSeq and is a predicted model, not a curated record.